Molecule: messenger RNA, 1510 nt
Organism: Pisolithus orientalis
Lineage: Eukaryota; Fungi; Basidiomycota; Agaricomycetes; Boletales; Pisolithaceae
Exons: 6
Coding region: 314-1390 (358 amino acids)
Biological process (GO): endoplasmic reticulum inheritance; septin ring assembly
Cellular component (GO): endoplasmic reticulum membrane; cortical endoplasmic reticulum; perinuclear endoplasmic reticulum
Source: RefSeq, a predicted model, not a curated record
GGCACUUAACAGGGGAACGGACUUCGCCGCCGCCAAAGGUCUCCUCAGUCCCCGGAAUUCCCUCGCCCCCGUGCAAGGCAGAGAACCUGCACCUCAGAUAGUUAUAUAGUCUCAGUACUUCGUACCUCGUGUGGUUCGUGGCUGAAGUCUGUACCUUUGAAGACUUCGCUUUCCUUUUGCAUUCCCGAGAGGUGUACUUUUUAGAAUUGUAAAUAAAUACGACUUGCGGAGAAACUCACCCCGAGGACCCACGUUCAGCCACUGCUAGUGGUUAGUCCGCCUGCGUGUCAAGUUGCCUGUGGCCCUGAACAUCAUGAAUCCUUGGUUGUUGUGGUCUGCACUAUCGCACACGGCGAGGCUCUCAACUGUGCUGCAAAUCCUACUAUACCUUCCACUGACGCUUGCAACGCUCUCUACUUCAGCCUUUCUUCUUCUUUCUCUCCUGCUGUCGAUACAUUCACUUAUCCAUGGAACGCUCAUUCUUUUGUGGGGGUCGUCGGCUUUAUCUGUGCUGCAAGUCCCCAUGCACCCAUUCCUCUUACUCGUCUCUUUCAACGCGUUUGCACAAAUCACACAUCCGUUGCUCGCAACUGCGACCAGGUGGUGGGGGAAAUUCCUGACAUUUUCAGGGCCUUCUUUCGUUGCUUUGGAAGGUCUAUCGAGCCUGCUGGUUGCGCAAAAGGUUGGCCAGGUUGGGAAAGCACUAGCCGAUGAGGCCGAGAGUUACCAGUUAGCUAUACUUCUUGCUUCAGCAGCUGCCUAUGUGAUGGCUUUCUGGUGGAUUGUCGUGGCGUAUCCAGCUGCAGCAACUUCGCCGCUUUCAUCUACGUUAUUGGGCGUGGCAUUGACAGCUUUCUUGUUUUUGACUGUCAUUGGUUUCCGGCUUCGACGAACAAAUAUCGUGGAGUCAGCGAUGCUCUCUCUCUUUCUCGCAUAUAACGUUUGGCUCUGCGGUUUCGAUCAAACGUCGUUCACGGAUCCCGCAUCUUCUUAUGCGCCAUUACUCUCUAAUAUUCUACCACACCUGCAGACACUGGUGAACUUUAUUACCAAUACCCUGCCAAAGCCGGUGCUCGCCGCACUAGUCUACAGGCUCGCAAUUCUUCAGCUUGCUUCUCGCAUACUUCCCACUAUCGGAGCGGAUGCGUGGGAGGCCGACGAGUCUGGUGAUGGGUGGGAUGGACGACCGACAUCCAUCAUGACUCGCAUACUACUGACAUACAGACAGUCAAUUUUUGUCAUGGUAUAUUCCCACUUGCUACUUCUCGAUCCUGCUUCUCAGGUUUGGUGGCGCUGGGCGAAUAUCAUGUUCACCCUCUUUUUGUGGUCUGUUGAACUAACCGUCAGCCCGGACGGGGAUGACGUCUCUGUGAAAUGGAAGGUAGAGUAGGUUUUACGGAGACGGUUGGGUGUGUAAUAUGGCACUACACGCUCACUGCGUUAGGAGUAGUUUGCUUUCCACACCGCCUUUUCCUCGUCCUCCCCUUGGUAGUAUUCCCUCUUCCAGAUC